This is a messenger RNA of Naegleria gruberi, 795 nucleotides long. RefSeq lists its product as uncharacterized. The transcript is spliced from 3 exons. Gene Ontology annotation, biological process: protein phosphorylation; cytokinesis by cell plate formation; phragmoplast assembly. Gene Ontology annotation, molecular function: protein kinase activity; ATP binding; microtubule binding. The record is from RefSeq and is a predicted model, not a curated record. The annotation marks the transcript as partial. Lineage: Eukaryota; Heterolobosea; Eutetramitea; Acrasida; Naegleriidae.
AUGGAUAACUUUCAAAUCUACGAAGAGAUUGGAAAGGGUAGCAGUUCUGUAGUUUAUAAAGGUAGAAAAAGAAAAACUAUAGAAUAUGCUGCUGUAAAAUGUAUAGAGAAACACCAUAAACAAAAGGUGUUUACAGAGGCAAAAGUUUUGAAUAUGCUUUCUCAUACAAAUGUAUUAAAAUUUUAUAGUUGGUAUGAAACAACGAAUCAUUAUUGGAUUAUUGUAGAAUUUUGUACUGGAGAUUUAAUGACAGUUUUAAGUCAAGAUCAUAAACUUCCCGAAGAUACAAUUCAUCUUUUUGCUUUGGAUAUCAUCAGUGGCCUUCAAUAUGUUCAUUCAAGAGGUGUAGUUUAUUGUGAUUUAAAACCUUCAAACAUCCUUAUUGAUGGUUGUGGUAUUUUAAAAUUAAGUGGUUUUGGAUUAUCUAAAUUAAUGAAGGACAUUGAUCAAAGUUUAGCUACAUCAACACCAUCGACUGAUAAAACUGUAAAUGAUGGUAAACUUAAAAGAGGAACUCUUUGUUACACAGCUCCAGAAUUAUUGAUGGGAGGAAUCCAUUCAAUUUACUCGGAUUUUUGGUCUCUUGGAUGUAUUCUUUAUGAGAUGGCUUCUGGACAACCUCCUUAUGUUGGAUCGACACCUGAACAAACUAUGGAAUUAAUUUUGAACUCGGAAUUGAAGCCUUUGGAAAAUUGUAGUGAAGAAUUGAAUUCUCUUAUUAGAUCAUUAUUACAAAAACAUCCAACAGAUAGAAUUUCAUGGGAUGACCUAAGAGAUCACAAAUUUUGGAGAGAA